UGAAGAAGACAGCGGGGAACGCACACUACGACAAGAAGAUAGCGCUGAUUGGGUGUGGACCAGCGAGCAUCUCGUGCGCCACGUACUUGGCCCGUCUGGGUUACCGCAAUGUGCACAUAUUUGAGCGCGACUCGCGUGUCGGCGGACUGAGCACAAGCGAGAUUCCGCAGUUUCGUUUGCCGGGCUCGGCGGUGAACUUCGAGGUGCAGCUGCUGCUCGACUUGGGUGUGAAGAUUUUCACGAAUCGUGCAUUCUCGGCCAGCGAGGCCAACGGCAUCACCUUGUCGAGUCUGCGCAAGGAAGGCUACAAAGCCAUCUUCCUGGGAUUUGGUCUGCCGAAUGCCCACUCGACGUCGGUGUUCUCUGGUCUCACGCCGGAUCAGGGGUACCUCACCUCGAAGGACUUCCUGCCCGAGGUGUCGUCAGCAUCCAAGGGAUGUCAGGGAUGUCCUAAGGCCCGACUACCUGACUUCUCGGGCAAGCGAGUGGUGGUUCUGGGAGCAGGCGACACGGCGUUCGACUGUGCGACGUCGGCGUUGCGUUGUGGAGCGAAGCGAGUAACUGUGUCUUUCCGGAAGAGCUUCACAGCCAUCAACCCGGUGCCGGAAGAAAUGGACUUGGCGUGGCAGGAGAAAUGCGAGUUUUUCCCCAACCUCGCGCCACAGAGGGUGAAGUUGGGGAGUGAUGGGAAGAUAUGCGAGAUGGAGUUCAUCCGACGGGAGCAAAAUGACGACGGCAGUUGGUAUUCCGACGCGGAUCAGGUGAUCAGAAUAAAGACGGACUACGUGAUCACUGCGUACGGCUCGGAGCUGAAUGAACCAGGAGUGCUGAAAGCGAUGGAGGGAGUGGAAUUGGCUCCGAGUGGGUUCUCGAAGGGUCUGCCUGUGGUUGACUUGAAGAGUAUGAGGACAAAUCAGGAGGAUGUGUGGUGUGGUGGUGACCUGAGUGGUUUUGCUCACACCAGUGUGGAGGCCACGAACGAUGGCAAAACGGCAGCUUGGAGCAUUCACAGCACUCUGCUGGGAGACGAGGAGAGCCAUGUUACCUGUCUGCCCCGUUUCACCACUCCGAUCGAUCUGGUGGACGUGUCGGUGGAGAUGUGUGGCAUGAGGUUUGAGAACCCCUUCGGUCUGGCGUCAGCCCCUCCGACCACAUCGAGUGCCAUGAUUCGGCGAGCAUUUGAGGCAGGCUGGGGAUUCGCAGUGACGAAGACCUUUGGUCUGGACAAGGAGCUCGUGACGAAUGUGUCGCCGAGGAUAGUUCGCGGUCCGACUGGAGGGCACAUGUACGGACCUGACCAGUCGGGAUUCUGUAACAUAGAGUUGAUCAGUGAGAAGACGGCGGCCUACUGGAUACAGAGCAUAAAGGAGCUGAAGAGGGACUUCCCCACGAAGAUGGUGAUUGCGAGUAUAAUGGCGAAGUUUGACGAGCAGGACUGGACGCAGCUGACGGAGUUGACGGUGAAGGCGAAGCCAGAUGCCCUGGAACUGAACCUGUCCUGUCCACACGGCAUGGGAGAGCGAGGAAUGGGUCUGGCCUGUGGUCAGGAUCCCGCACUCGUGCGACAGAUCUGCAAGUGGGUGAAGCGAGCAGCUGGACCCAACAUGCCGGUGUUCGCGAAGCUGACACCCAAUGUGAGCGAGAUCGUGGAGAUAGCGAAGGCGGCGCGGGAGGGCGGUGCAGACGGCGUGACUGUCAUCAACACGGUGUCGGGUUUCAUGCAUUUGGACAGCGACUCCACACCAUGGCCGAGUGUUGGCAAGGAGAAGCGCACGACGUAUGGCGGAUUGUCGGGCAACCUCAUUCGUCCGAUGGCGCUGAGAGCAGUCAGUCACAUUGCGAACAAACUGCCGGGUUUCCCGAUCCUGGCAACAGGAGGAAUAGACUCGGCUGAGGCUGGUCUGCAGUUUCUGCAGGCCGGAGCUAGUGUUUUGCAGGUGUGCAGCGCCAUCCAGAACCAGGAUUUUACAAUAAUCGAGGACAUGGUGACUGGGCUCAAAGCAGGCCUCUACUUGGAUGGACGCGAAGGA
Messenger RNA from Mesocestoides corti, 2030 nucleotides. The record is from the annotation of a GenBank genome assembly. Lineage: Eukaryota; Metazoa; Platyhelminthes; Cestoda; Cyclophyllidea; Mesocestoididae.